Molecule: messenger RNA, 695 nt
Organism: Micropterus dolomieu (smallmouth bass)
Lineage: Eukaryota; Metazoa; Chordata; Actinopteri; Centrarchiformes; Centrarchidae
Product: AP-2 complex subunit mu-A-like
Exons: 4
Coding region: 207-677 (156 amino acids)
Biological process (GO): intracellular protein transport; clathrin-dependent endocytosis
Cellular component (GO): AP-2 adaptor complex; cytoplasmic vesicle
Molecular function (GO): clathrin-cargo adaptor activity
Source: RefSeq, a predicted model, not a curated record
AAGGACGGCGGGUCAGCUGACAGCUAUCAGAGGACCAGGCGGAAGGAGCGGAAUUAGCGGGUGUGUGAGCUGGGAACCUAACGUACCGGAUCCUGGCAGAGCCUAUAUCCAAGGCAGACGGGGCGCGAAAGACUGGUGGCGUUCGUGAGAGAACUAGGGCGGGGUUUCGUUUCACCAUGGCCAGUUGGGACUGAGAAGCAGCCACAAUGAUUGGAGGACUGUUCAUCUACAACCACAAGGGGGAGGUUCUCAUCUCCCGGGUCUACCGAGAUGACAUUGGGCGUAAUGCGGUGGACGCGUUCCGUGUGAACGUGAUUCACGCCCGCCAACAAGUUCGAUCCCCGGUGACCAACAUUGCCCGCACCAGCUUUUUCCAUGUCAAGCGCUCCAACAUCUGGUUGGCGGCCGUCACCAAGCAGAAUGUCAACGCCGCCAUGGUGUUCGAAUUCCUCUACAAGAUGUGUGACGUCAUGACGGCGUACUUUGGCAAGAUCAGCGAGGAGAACAUCAAGAAUAACUUUGUGCUCAUCUACGAGCUGCUGGAUGAGAUCCUGGACUUUGGCUACCCCCAGAACUCAGAGACCGGAGCUCUGAAGACCUUCAUCACCCAGCAGGGCAUUAAGGGACAGGUCAGUAAGUUUAGUCUUAAAUGUAGGGUUUGGUUUUUGCUGUGUUGAGAGAACCAUGAUAUAUAG